AUGUCCAAAAGUACAUUAAUGUCGCAGUUCGAAAUUUGUGUUACACGAACAAUCCUUUUUUGCAGACUAUUGUUGAAUAAAAGUUUGUUAGAUAUGGCAGCGAAAACGGCAAAACGACGAUUUCGAAAAUCAAGGAGAAAUGUGCCUAUUAUUGAUACUAGUCAGGCUCGAUCGAACCUUGAGGUGCUACGAAUGUGCCUCGAUGAUCUUGGUUGGAAGGAGUGUAUUUCUGGUCAUUCGGCUAAUCCGAAUAUUUGUUGGAAUGCCGCUGGAUUUCACGAUGGUAGUCGAAACUAUGCAUCGUUAUCAGCAAGAGUGAAUAAAUUUCCUGGCAUGAGUGAUGUGUUGUGUAAAAGCAAUUUGACACGUUCGUUGAAUGCGAUGCGUAGGUUAUUUCCCGAUGAAUAUAAGUUCUAUCCACGUACGUGGUUCUUGCCCGAACAACGCGAACAAUUUCAAAAGGAUGCGAAUGAAAUACAUAAACGAGAUCGAAAACGACAACGACCACUGACAACUUUUAUUGUCAAACCAUCAGAUGGUUCGGAAGGUGCUGGUAUUUACUUAGUUCAGGAUCCUACGCGCUGCAGUGCUAUGAAUCGCGAACAUAUUGUUCAAGAGUACAUUGAUCGACCAUUAUUGAUCAAUGGACUUAAGUUUGAUGUGCGAAUCUAUGUUUUAAUUCGUCAAUUAGAUCCAUUAGAGAUCUUACUCUACGACGAAGGUUUAGCACGCUUUGCCACUGUUGAAUAUCAAGCACCAUCGAUUAAAAAUCUUCAUGAAGCAUUCAUGCAUUUGACGAAUUAUUCGCUGAACAAACGUAGUGCUACAUAUAAACAUGCUGUCGAUGUGAGCCAAGCUGAUGCUAGUAAACGAAAGUUUAGUCUUGUUUGGCUACAGCUUGCUCAAUCGUAUAAUCCAGAGGAAGUUGAACGAGCCAAAAGAUUAAUCAAAGAAAUGAUCAAUAAGACAGUGAUAGCCAUUUUACCUGAACUUCGUGUUCAGUAUGCUCUGGCGAUGCCAGCAGCUACAAAACAGAAUCAAUGCUUCCAAAUCAUUGGAUUUGAUAUUCUGCUUACUGAUCGAUUGAAACCAAUUCUACUUGAAGUAAACUCGAACCCUUCAUUGCGAAUCGAUUAUGAUCAUAUGAACGAAGUUGGUAAACUUGUUCACGAACCAAGUUUGAUUGACGAAGAGAUCAAACGACCACUCGUUAGAGAAACGUUGCAGCUCGCUCUGGAUGAACGACCAAGUCAAAGAAUUAAAAACAGUACUAAUCAUCCGAUAAAACCAUGUAGUACACAUGAUUCGACAAGAAUACGGUCCGAUUCAGAAUCAAGUCUUUCCAAUUCGUCUGUAUCGGAUUCUGACCUGUCUAAUGAUACAUUACAGGAGAACGUUUCCGAAUCACUGGAAGUUAUUUACCCAUCGACAUCUGAAAUUGAUUAUGAACAUAUGUUUCUUCUUGAAAAAGUCGCUUUUAUCUAUAUCGAAUUAGUCCUCAAGCGCGGAUACAAAGCAUUGACAAAUCGACCGUUUCGUCAACUGGCCAGUAUUUGUGGUAUAAUCGAUCAAGGAACGCCAAUGUCUGUCAUUGACAUACUCUAUGUUCAAAUCUUUUCCAAAUGUAAACAAUACGCCUCCCAAUCUCCUGCAACGGGUCUGGAUUUUUCAGUCUUUAUCGAGGCUUUCUUUCUGUUAUCUCGGCGCAAGUAUCCAAAUUCAUCACUUCUUGGGAGUGUAACAGAACUGAUCGAUUCUUGUAUCCACCAUUUGAAUCUGAAAAGUGAACUGUAA
This is a messenger RNA of Adineta ricciae, 1794 nucleotides long. NCBI's taxonomy places the organism in Eukaryota, Metazoa, Rotifera, Eurotatoria, Adinetida, Adinetidae. The record is from the annotation of a GenBank genome assembly.